UCCUGUUGGUCAAUUAUGUGCAUUUGUAGGACUAAUAAGCUAGCUGUUAUGAAGAGAAGGAAUGGUAAGCUGGACAGUACCAUGGUGCUGUCAGGAAUGGACUCAGCACUGGUGGUGGGACUCCCCUGCCGUGUGGGCUGCAGUACCAGAGCUGACCAGCGGGUGCUCUCAGCACUGGUGGUGGGACUCGCCUGCCGUGUGGGGCUGCAGUACCAGAGCUGACCAGCGGGUGCUCUCAGCACUGGUGGUGGAACUCACCUGCCGUGUGGGCUGCAGUACCAGAGCUGACCAGCGGGUGCUCUUAGCAGCCAGAAGCUCACAAUCAGCCAAACCUGGGGCUGAUUACAGAAAGGUGUAUAUAAGGUAUGACCAGGUCUGU
This is a messenger RNA of Staurois parvus, 379 nucleotides long. Lineage: Eukaryota; Metazoa; Chordata; Amphibia; Anura; Ranidae. The record is from the annotation of a GenBank genome assembly.